CAGAUCGCAUCUUCGAUGAGGGGCAGUGCGUGGUCAAUUCCGGUCAGAGUCUGAGGUCCUAAAACUACUCGACAGAUUCGACUGUAAACGAAACGGAACAUGAGUUCCUCGAACGAACAUCCUGAAAAUGGAAGACCUGCUAAAAGCCGUUUCACAUUCCAGAAUGCUAUCUUCGUUAUCAAAUAUUCCAUAUUUCCCAUCGGUUGCUGGCCCUUACCAGCAAACGCAAGUGAAAAAGCUGUCCGAAUUUACAAAAUUUGGUGGUGGUUCACGGUAGUCCAUAUAUCGGUGGGUUCCUUCGGUUGGAUGUACAGCAUUUACGUGAACAGAGGGAACCUCGACGACGCUAUCAGAAUUACGACGGAAACGUCCGCAGUCUUGAUGGUACCCGUGAAAAUGUUGAUCUGUAAGAUGGAAGCACCCCGUCUUCAGGGUCUGAUCGAUGAGAUGGAAUCGUUUAUGAAGACCGCCGCUUCCAAGGAAUUGGAAUUGCUUCAAAGAUACGUCGACAGAUACAUAUUUUCUCACGCGAUUAUAUACUCUUUCACGGUAAUCGGUCCGAUCGCAUUCAUAUGUGGACCAAUCGUAACGCCGCAGCCUCUCCCAGGCGAAACUGCGUAUCCAUUUUCGAUAGAGCACCCGUCAAUUUUCAUAAGCUUGUGGGUCUCGCAUUUCAUCAUCGUCACCCAGAUCGGUAGUACUCUGGUUCUCAGCUUCAUGUACACGAUAUUAUUGUGGUACAACGGCGCCCGGUUCGAAUUGCUAUGCGCCGAGUUUCUGAAUGCAACCACCGAAGAAGAGAUGAAACGCUGCGUUAGGAAGCAUCACGAAUUACUGGAUUACUUUCACAGAUUGCGGGCCACGACACGUAUAAUGGCUCUGUUGGUUUUUACCCUCGCCAUUUUCGGCACCACUACGGCCGGCUUUGUGUUGACUCGCCAUCCUCCUCCGUUCGUGGUGGCUAAAUUCGUCAUCUACGAGUUUCACGCGGUGAUGCAACUCUUCCGAUACACUUGGCCAGCGAACAAUAUCAUCGAAAUGGGUCACAAUAUCGGUACUUCGGCGUACAACAGCCCAUGGAUUGGAAAAUCACCGAAAAUGCUCAAGAGCAUACUCCUCGUUCUGGAGAGGAGUAAGACUCCGCUGACGAUCGCUGUCAAUGGAAUACUUCCCGCUUUGUCUCUCGAACUUUCUGGAGCAGCACUGGCGGCUAGUUUUUCUUAUCUCACGACUUUACGAGCUAUGACCGAGAGCGAGGCAGAUCUCAGAAUGAAAAUUCAUCACGCGAGCGUGGUGAUCGGUGAUCACGAGAUGCAUGACUUUUCAGCCGUAUUUCCGACGGAUUGUAUAAAUUCGUUAUUGGCAGGUAGAAAAGUAACAGUUCGUAAAACUCAGUUCGUCCAUUGCUUGUCAUUUUGGCUGGACAAAGAAAACGCUAGUCCGAUUAUCUUGGACAUGAUACGAUUGACGUCUGUAUUUCACCCGUUGUGCGAGAUGGUUGAUUUACUUAUUAGCGCAUACCGAGCCAGAUCUGAUCCGGUCAGAUUGACCAAAGUUUUAUCGGACAUAGUACUCAAGUUCAAUUUGACGACAAAGAUCUCCGCGUCUCAGAGACGACAGACCCAGUUUUCGAUGAAGAUGAGGCCGAACAUUCAUCAGGUCAUGUGGUGCACGCGGCUGAGCGUGGCGACAAUUUUGUGCUGGCCACCGCCGUUGGGUUCCAAAGAUUCGGUGAUGCGGAGGCACAACUUGUACUGGUGGAUAGUAUUCUGCACGGUCUCCACCAAUAUUUCAACGUUCAUUUACGGAAUCGUUGAUAAUCUCGACGAUAUUGUAUUUGCGAUCAAACUUUACACCGAAAUGUGCGCUAUGACAUCCGUGCUGGUGAAAAUGGCGCUUUGCAAGAAGCACCUGGCGACCAUUCAGAUUCUGUUCGCGGAUUUGGAAAAAUUUCUCAAAGUAGCUACCGCGAAAGAGCACGAAUUAAUUCAGAGUUACGUAGACAAAUGCCUGAUAAUUCACGCGAGCACUCUUGUGUGCGGUAUCGUUGGUUUCACGACGUUCGAAAUAGCACCGUUUGUAACUUCUCAGAACCUACCUGGCGACACAACCUUUCCAUUCGAGAUAAAUUCGUUCUGGUUAUGGGCCAGUUUGUUCAUCCUGCAAAGUUUCAGCACCUUCGCAGUUAUCUGUAUGGUAAACGUUGACUUGAUGUUUGCGAUUCUACUCUGGUACGCCGGCGCUAGGAUGGACAUGCUUUCCCAGGAAUUGGAGAACGCAUUCAACGCCGAUGACAUCAAGUACUGCGUAGAGAAACACCAGGAAUUGACAGUGUACGUCGAACUGCUGACGAACGCGGUCCGUUACAUAGCCGUGUGCGUGAAUUUCAUGGCGCUUUCAGCAGCCAUUACCGGAGGUUUCGUACUGAUUCGCCACCCCUCGAUGUUGGAACUACCGAAAUUUGGUCUACUCGUUGGGGUGGCAGCGACAGAAUUAUAUCUAUACGCUUGGCCAGCGGAUCAUUUGGCAGAUAUGUGCAGAAAAUUCGGAGAUGCGGCUUACCAUUGCGACUGGAUAGGCAAUACAGUUGGAAUGUGCCAAGACGUGAGAAUCAUAAUUCACAGAUCGCAAAACCCGUUCAUCAUAAAUUUGGAUGGCGUCCUUCCGCCUCUGUCGCUUCAGUAUUACGGAGCUUCCAUAUCGGCUGGAGUUUCUUACUUCACUACACUGCGCGCCGUGACGGCCGAAGAUGACUAGACGUGAUUAUACCGGACAAACAAAUCGAAUCCAAUUACAGAUACAUGUAUAUAAUGCAACGAUAUGACACUGUCUCUCU
Molecule: messenger RNA, 2836 nt
Organism: Athalia rosae (coleseed sawfly)
Lineage: Eukaryota; Metazoa; Arthropoda; Insecta; Hymenoptera; Athaliidae
Exons: 15
Coding region: 100-2757 (885 amino acids)
Biological process (GO): detection of chemical stimulus involved in sensory perception of smell; sensory perception of smell
Cellular component (GO): plasma membrane
Molecular function (GO): olfactory receptor activity; odorant binding
Source: RefSeq, a predicted model, not a curated record